AUGAACUUCCCGAACAUUUCCAAAAAGAUGGUGGCCCCGGGAGGGGGCGGGAUGAAGAACAGCGGAGGGGACGACAGGGGGGGGGAGCACAUCACCGGGAAUUUCGACCCCACAGCGUUGGAAAGAGGAGCGAAGGCCCUGAAGGAGCUGGAUCAGUCGUCGAAUUCGAAGAAAGCAUUCGAACUAAUCAAACUACAGGAGCUAACGAAGCAAAAGGAGUAUGAAAAACAAAUGGAAGAAUUAUCAUUACAGAAGGCGCAAUAUCUUAGCAACAAAAUGAGAAUUGAAAAUGAAGAGAAAAGGAAAACCAUAAACUACCAACAAGAACAGGAACGAAUCACAGCCGAAUACAAAACGAGACUUGAAGCAGAAGCAUAUCAGAAGAAGCUACUAGAUCAACAGAAACAAAAUGAGGAAUGGCUAAAAAAUCAACAUGAGCAAUAUUUGAGACAAGAAAAUAUUCGAAAAAGAAAUGAACUGGAAUUAUUAAAUUUAAAAAUGAAACAGAUAAAAGAAGAAAAAUUACUGGAAAGAGAAAACAUGAAGGCAAAAAUACAUGAAGAAAAUAAAGGACUCAUCGAAAGAGAAAGAAAAAACCUUGACAUCCAUUUGAAGACCUUAAGAUUGAAAGCAGAUGAGGAAAGAAAAACCAAGUUGGAAAGUAUAAAUAAAUAUUUUGAGCAAUUUAAUAAUUCUAUGUUUCUAUUUUUAAAUGAUAAAGAGAGAUUGUACCGAUUUGUCUUGGUAGUUACACUUACCUCUGUGGGCAUUUAUACUACAAAACAUACCACUAGAUUGAUACGAUCCUACGCAGAGACGAAACUGGGAAAACCAAAGCUUAUAAGAGAGACAUCCUUGUGGCAUAUUAAUAAAUUUUUUGAUAUUUUUAACUUAAAAAAAAACAUUCUUUUGAUGAAAAAGAUUUUAAAAAAGAGAAACAUAAAGGAAAGUAACUUCUUUAACAACAUUGUAUUAAAUGAAGAAUUACAAGAAAAGCUAAGUUGGUCAAUUAAUAGCUUAACGAAUUCAAAAAGAUACGACCUUUACCUGAAGAAUAUUUUACUUCAUGGUCCGCCAGGUACAGGAAAAACAUUAUUUGCGAAAACACUAUCCCACUUCAGUAAUUUCGAUUACAUAAUAAUUAAUGGAGGUGAUGUAAGUGCCUUAGGUGUUCAUGCUUCUGUAGAGCUGAACAAGAUUUUUGACUUUAUAAAGCGAAGGAAAAAUAAAAAGUGUGUGAUUUUUUUUGAUGAAGCUGAAGCGUUUUUGAGAAGAGGGAGAAAUGAAUCAUCGGCUCAUUUUUCAGAGAGCCUUCGAAAUGCACUGGCUACUUUCCUCUACCACACAGGAACAGAAUCAAAAAAAUUUUGCAUAAUUUUAGCUACCAACUGUAGGGAAAUUCUAGACCCUGCUGUGAUAGAUCGAAUGGAUGAGCAGUACAUUUUUGAUUUCCCCAAAAUUAACGAAAUUAGGAGAAUGCUUUCUCUUUAUUUUAAUAAAUACGUCUUCCCUCUGAAGAAGUACGACAUCGUUGUAGACUCAUCAAUAGAUGAUCUAUACCUGGAUGUUUUGGCUAGUCGUCUCGUUGGUUUAUCAGGAAGACAAAUUUCUAAACUUUGCCUAAACAUACAGAACUGUGUCUUCGGUAGCAAUUCUAAGGUUGUUUCGAAGGACCUCAUCGAUUUAAUAGUUAGUUGGAAUUUAAGCAAUUCCUUUGAAGCUCGCGGGGAAAUGCAGACCAAUAUGCACGUCGCUGCUCCUACCCCAGGAGGAUCUGCCAGUGGAAUUUCGCCCGGUGCCACUAAAGAGGGCGAAUCAAACUCAGGCACAAACUCCGGGAAAAACUCUGGACCAAACAUGGGCAUGGGUGCAAACAUGGAGCCCAACUUGGGCGAGAAACAAUCCAACACGGUGACGACAGCAUCAAUGGCAAGAUCGAUCACAGGACUCAAUGGGGAUGAUUCGAAGGAAGAUAAUUCACCUCAGAUCAAGACCAAAGUAGGGAUGGAGCAUUAA
Messenger RNA from Plasmodium knowlesi strain H, 2016 nucleotides. Its product is annotated as AAA family ATPase, putative. The coding region runs from base 1 to 2016 and encodes 671 amino acids. NCBI's taxonomy places the organism in Eukaryota, Apicomplexa, Aconoidasida, Haemosporida, Plasmodiidae. The record is from RefSeq and is a predicted model, not a curated record. The transcript has a single exon. Gene Ontology annotation, molecular function: ATP binding; ATP hydrolysis activity; zinc ion binding. Gene Ontology annotation, cellular component: mitochondrion. Gene Ontology annotation, biological process: mitochondrion organization.